CUUCAUACGUUUUAUUCGAUCAUAGAGCACGUGUUAAAAGCCGCUUAGGUCGAUUGAAUGAAAAGUUUGUAAUAAUAUGCAAUAGUUACGAAUUUAUUUGCGAGAUUGUUUUUAACUGUGCAAAUAACUGAUUGUUAUUUUGGUCGAUAUAUUUAAGAUACGAAAAGAUGGGAUUAAUACUUGGUAAAUUAAGACGAACAGUGCAUAGAUUUAACAUAGAUAAUCGUGCAAACGCUGUUCUUUCAAGAAGUAAACCAAUUCCUGCUCCUAAAACUGCAGCUGCAAUAAAACAACUGAAACUAGCUCAGGAAAUAAAUCCAGAUUUCUUGAAGGAUCAUUAUAAAAAGAAUUUAAAACUUGAUGAAUAUUUAAAAAAUGUUUAUGUAACAUCUACAGAAACAAAGAUGGAUACAUUGAGUCAACCAAAUCCUGAUAGACCAUUACCUAAAUCGAGAACUUACCAAGACUUUGAAUUUGGAUUUUAUAUGCCAGACUCUGUUCCAGUAGGAAAACUAACUUUGAAAGAGAUAUUCCAAGUUAUUAUUAAGCAUAAGGAAGAUUCUGUUAAAAAUAGUAGUGAUAUUCUAGCUGCAAAGUAUAAAUUAGACAAAGAAACAAUAGAAAAAUUAUUAGAAUAUUACAAGUUGUAUCAAUUGGUAUUACCUAAACGUAAGGUUGAUAAUACAAAUGUAUUUUCUAUGGAAAAUAUAAAAAAAUUAUCAGUAGAAGGAUUUAUGAAAUUGAAAGAAUAUCAUAAAAAACAGAACGAUGAAAGAAAGGAAAUAAAGAAAUAAGAAAAUAUUUAAUUAUAUAAUUACUGAAGUCUAUAUUAUUUAAUAAAAUUAAUUAUAUUGAAAUGUACAUUGUAUGCGACCUAUAAAAAUGAUAGCAAACAUUCAAAUUCGAAAAUUCAAGCAUUUUGUAUGCAAAAUGGAGUAAAAAGAUAUAUAUAUAUAUAUAUAGGAUACCUAAGGUAAAUAUAAAUUAUUUUUUAAUGAAAUAUAGGUGCAGGAAAAAAUGUAUAUAUUUUACAUAUUCAUAUAUUUGUUGCAAUUAUGUAUCACAGUAAAAUUAUAGUAAUACUUAAACAUAGCUUUCAAUAAAUAGUUUAACUAAUCACAUAAGUUUUUAUAGACUGAUCAAAAUUCUUAUUAAAGUCAGUCUAAUUAUACUUGUACUUUACAUAUGGAACACACAAUAUAUAGGUCUCCAUCUUUUUUUUAAACAUAUCUAUUAUCAUUGUACUAUCAUGUGUGUACAUUGUUAUGUUACAAUUAUUGACACAAAUUAAAGUAUUUGUUUUUCUAAUCCAAUAUAGAAUGUAUAUUUUACUUGUUUUAUAUUAUAUUUAAUAAUUUUAUAUAUAUUCAAGGUUUUUUAAGUAGAACAACAAGUAAACCUUUGUAUUAACUAUAAAUCGUUGCAAAAUCUGAAACGUAAAAAAUUGCGUAUCAAUUGACAUGUGAAAAUCUAAGAAUAUUUAUGAAUAAAAAUGAUAAAGAUCAAUAAAAAAAUAUAUUUACGUACUUAAAAUAAUAUUGUAGAUAAUGCUAAUGAUCACUAGCACAUGAAUCUUUUUGAAUGUAGAAGAAUUGGAAUGAGAACGCGCGAGAAGAAUGUCCUUGUUGACUUUACCCCAUUCAGGAAUGUUUUUUGUCUUGUCCAUCAUCCAAUAAAAGCCUUUCAUUUUUAAA
This is a messenger RNA of Vespula vulgaris, 1694 nucleotides long. Its product is annotated as protein NDUFAF4 homolog. Gene Ontology annotation, cellular component: mitochondrion. Bases 168 to 794 code for a protein of 208 amino acids. The transcript has 6 exons. Gene Ontology annotation, biological process: mitochondrial respiratory chain complex I assembly. Lineage: Eukaryota; Metazoa; Arthropoda; Insecta; Hymenoptera; Vespidae. The record is from RefSeq and is a predicted model, not a curated record.